CACAUAGUUAGGCAUCUUUCAUGGCGAAUUCCUUAAAGGUAGCUGUCAUUGGUGCCGGUGUAGCCGGACUAACCGCGGCCCGUGAGCUUCAAAGAGAGUCUCACCAAGUCGUGGUGUUUGAAAAAUCACAUCGACUUGGUGGAACAUGGGUCUAUGACCCACGAGUUGAGUCGGAUCCAUUAGGACUCGACCCGAACAGAGAUAUUGUUCAUGGAUCUCUCUAUAAAUCCUUGACAACAAAUCUUCCACGUCAGCUCAUGAGUUUCACUGACUUUAAUUUCGUUGAGAAAGCAUAUGGUGAUCCACGGUUAUUUCCUGGGCAUGAAGAGGUUUUAAAGUUUUUGAAAGAUUUUGCUACCCAUUUUGAACUCAAUGAGUUGAUUCGUCUCAAUACUGUGGUGACCCGAGUAGAGAUAGUUGACUCGAAUGUAACCGAGUUCGAGGUUGAGUCGAAGACAAAUGGGGUGAGUUUGGUAGAGGUGUUUGACGCGGUGGUUGUUUGUAAUGGUCAUAAUACCCAACCACACCUCCCAACUGAUAUUCCAGGUAUUGAGACAUGGUGCAAGAAGCAAAUUCAUAGUCACAAUUAUCGUGAACCUGAACAAUUUCGAGAUAAGGUAGUAGUCGUAAUUGGAAGCGGACCAAGUGGAUGGGACUUGUCAGGAGAAAUAGCCACGGUUGCCAAACAAGUUCAUAUUUCUUCAAGACCUCCACAUCUUCAAUUAGCAAAUUUGGAGAUAUACAACAAUCUAUGCCAGCAUGCUAAGAUAGAUUCAAUCAAUAAAGAUGGUACAGUUACAUUCGAAGAUGGAUUCUCUAUUGAAGUGGAUAUUUUAUUUCAUUGCACUGGGUACAAUUAUCAUGUUCCAUUCCUUGAAACGAAUGGCAUUGUCGGUAUCCAAGGAAAACGUAUUGGACCUCUGUACAAACAUGUUUUUCCCCCAAAACUUGGUCCGAGGCUCUCUUUUGUUGGCAUACCCGAAAGGAGUGUCAUAUUUCCACUCAUGGAAGGCCAAUCAAAAUGGAUAGCAAAGGUGUUGUCAGGGAAAGUAUUCUUGCCAUCAGAAGAUGAUAUGAUGAGCGAAGUAGAGCAGCAUUAUCGAGAAAUGGAAGAGAAAGGAAUUUCAGAACGCCGCACUCAUUCUCUUGAUUUUAAGAUUGAUUACACAGAAUGGUUGUAUGCCCAGACCGGAAUGGUCUUGGAUAAGAAGAUACAAGAGAUGUUCGAGUACCUGUUCCAUUGUAUAAUGACCUACUUACAUGGGUAUAAGGAUGCAUUCUCAAAGAAAUACGGGAUAUGAUUAUGAGAAUCUCCUAAUUCAGUCCUCAUUAACCAUUAAAUGGUUGGAAAAACUAGAAAAACUGUAAUAAAAAGUUAUUAACGCAUCGACCAUGACAUGAACUUCAUUUUGAAAGCAAUGUUUUUAUGUACUGUAUGUCUUUUCAUCCUGAA
Messenger RNA from Erigeron canadensis, 1453 nucleotides. Its product is annotated as flavin-containing monooxygenase FMO GS-OX5-like. The transcript is spliced from 7 exons. Bases 21 to 1301 code for a protein of 426 amino acids. The record is from RefSeq and is a predicted model, not a curated record. Lineage: Eukaryota; Viridiplantae; Streptophyta; Magnoliopsida; Asterales; Asteraceae. Gene Ontology annotation, molecular function: NADP binding; flavin adenine dinucleotide binding; N,N-dimethylaniline monooxygenase activity.